This is a messenger RNA of Cinara cedri, 17353 nucleotides long. NCBI's taxonomy places the organism in Eukaryota, Metazoa, Arthropoda, Insecta, Hemiptera, Aphididae. The record is from the annotation of a GenBank genome assembly.
CAAGCAACGUCGAAUACGUGCGUUCCAUAACUAGUCUAGUCGUCAAUCGCAAUCAUAACAUUAUUAAACAAGAACAUUUCAAUCCACUCAUCGAAUAACGACCACGGGACAUAUUUAAUUUUAAAUAUAACAAAAACUCGUUGAAAAGUCACAUCAGUGACAAGGUGAAACAGGCAAAAAAUAGACACUCAUCGUCGAGACGACAGUAACAUGGAGCCUCCACGACAAAGCCCCGUCAACGGAACCCCGUCGAACGGUAACCAAUUGUUUUUAUUGCAUUAUUCGUAAUAUUUCGUCGAUAUAAAUUUAAUAUGUUCAAGCCUAUAUACGGACGAUAGAAUAUUUUGAUAGUGCUCAAAUUAGAAAAAGAAAAAAAAGAAAUGGAUAUUUAAAAAUCUUUUAACAUAACAUUUUUGAACAUUAUUCAAUGAUUAAUAAUUUACGGGAAAAAUAUCCUGCUUCAUGAACUACCGAAGGCUAAGAUUUAUUUUAAAUUCUAUUAUAGAUUUACUAUAAUACCAUAAAGUGUGUUUUAGAUACGGAGCGUAGCGAGGAAUGUAUUAGAUUUACAAUGAUAUUUAUUUUUUUGCUAUGAACAACUUUUAUAUCUGAAAUCUUGCUCUGGGUUUUCAAGUGUACCUUUUUGAAAAAAACUUUUAUUUGCGUGGUACUUUAGGGAGGUAAUUUUUUGAUUUUCUAAGCGGUUUUUUUUUUUUAAUAACGGAGAAAAGAUGAUAAAAAAGUCUAGAAAACUGGUUUCUGUUAUAUUUGAUUUUUUUUUUUUUUAAAUUAUAAAUCAGUAAAAAAUAAUCGUAAGGGCCGGACAUUUAACCAAUACUUAUAUAUACACAGCUCUUUAGAGACAUAUGGUGCAAUUUUCAAAACAUUACCAAAAUUUUUCCGUUAUUAAUAGACAUUUGAAAUAUUCGAUUUUUUAUUUAGGUUUCUGGUCAAACGAAAAUGCUUGAAAAAUUAAAACAAUGUUUAUCAUAAGUUGCAAUUGGUAGUAAAAAAAAAGUUAAGCUUAAUGCAGUAAUUUUUUUUAUAAGCAUUUAAAUUUCAAAUUUUAAUGGAAAUUCAAAAAUAUGUACCGUCCCAUGCAUUCCAAUUGAAAUAAAUAGUAAUGGCACGCUAAAUAAGUCUGAAAAAUUAGUUGAGAUACGGGUGCAAAUGGAGAAUAAAGCUCUCCAAAAAUUAAUUACAUAUUGAAAGUUUCGUUCUCCGUGAAUUAAUUUAUGACUAUAAUAUACAGGAUGUAACAGGACUAUUUGACAUUUUUACGUGUAACUACAGUGUAAAAAAUGUCAAAUUGUUCUGUUACACCUUUUAUAUAUAUAUAGUUUUUUUUUUACUUAUAAAACCAAUUUUUUUCGAUAAAUUCGAAGGGUUAAGUUUUAAAAUACGUUCGUAAUUUUCUUCAAAAUAAAUAUAAAUUAAUUAAUGUCAGUAAACACUGUGUUUAUAAACACAGUUGUUUAUAAUCAAUAUUUCGUACAAAUUAUAAAUAUGAUAUAAUAAUAAUAUUAUAUGAAUAUUCCACUGAAGUUAAUUCAAUAAGAAAUUACAUGGAACACGAUACGUGAUGUUUUUAUUUGGUACUGCACUAUUUAUUUUUUAAAUCUAUUGAUUUUACUUUGAUGUGUGGUUGUCUGUAAACAACUUUGUUAAGUUUAUAACGUAACCGGUUCAAUUAUUUGCCCCAGUUAACCUUCCGAAUGCGCAAAGUCUUUUUCUUAUAUGGUCUUCUACACUCGUUUAUGUAGUUUGCAUGCGUUGUUUUAAAUCGUAAAAUUACGAUUUUGAUAAUUUCUUUUAACCUAAUAAUCGACCAUAACCUAUAUAAUUUUUAAUUAUAAAAAAACAAACAUUAGUUGUAUGGACCCGCUAUGGACUCACUGCAAUUAUCUUAUCUUCAUUAACUUUUACUAGCCUUUAUUCAUUCAUUACUUGCGUAAAACUCGAUGUGAGUAUAUGUAGUUUAAAACCGAUGUUGAUAGUAGAUACCUACCAUAAACUUGCAAAUUAACGUAAUCGUAGAUGUAUCUCGACUUUCAACGUGAUCAUUAAAAUAAUAUCGCAUUUCCUAUUUUACGAGACCCGUCAAGCAUAGAAACAACAACGUAAACAUAAGGUAUAGGUAUAACCUUAAACAUUAUUCUCAAUCGUAUUAGUCUUCAAUUAAUGACGAGAAUUGCGGCGUAGUAGUGUUUCAGCCUCUUGGUAUUACCCAGAAGAUACCACCAGGAUAACCGCGAGGUCUUUCAAAAAUUUGGUUUUUUUUUUUUUUUUAAUGAAAUGUUUUGUUGAAAUACAAUAUAAAUACAGUAGAAACUAUGUAUAAAGGCAUUCAAGGGACUAGUUAAAAUUAGUCAUUAUGACCAAAUAUAAUAUAGUAUUACAGUCAAUAUGUCAUAUUUUUAUCACUGAAUAAUGACUUGUAUACAUACAGAAAAAAAUAAAAUAAAAAAAGUUAUUUUAUUAUUUUAAAAUUAAAUUUGCAUUGUAUUAAAAAAAAAAUCUGUUAUAGUAAUUUGUAUAAAAACCACGCAACAUUUUUUUUUUCAAUUUCUUUAAAAUGUGUUUAUUUUACUUUAUUCGCCUUAUUUUGUUCAGAUAUAGUUUGAUAAAAUGUAUUCAACUGCAUUCAACACCGAAUUGAUGAAUAAAUCUUCACCGGGAACAUCGUUUUAUAGCGCCACAUUUUAGAGUUUAUAUUAUUCUUCAGAAAAUGUCGAUGUAACAACUUUUUAUUUUCAUAAAAUUCGUGAUUUUCAAAGUUCGUUAGAAAAAAGUGUACAGUCAAUCAGCCAUAAUAAUAAUAAUCAACUACAGCCUGUUGCAUAAUAAUCAUAGGUAGUUUUCUCUGGUACACCUGUACCUAAUAAUAUACAAUUGCAUUACAAACUAAAAGUAAUAUUUGCAUAUUAAUAUCAAUGAAAAAUUGAUCGAAUAGUCGCAAAUCAAAACCUGUAUAUUACGCAGCAGAAUAAGAUUACAAUAGGUAUUAUUAUUAUUGAAAUUCGUCUUAAAUUAUGAUAAACGUAUAAAAUAUAUUAUAGGUAACCCUAUAUCCCUAUUAAAUGUAGAUACCAAUACCUAUAUUAUUAAUUCAGCGGUGAAAGUAAAUUUAAUUUUCGUUUAUUUUCGAAACGUAUAUAAUAAUGUACAUAUACGCAUAUACACACACAUAUAUGUCUAUAUAAGCGGUCCUUUUUGGAAAAAGGUUGCGGGACCCCGGAGGAUUGGGUCCAAAAGCUGUUAGAUAGAUCGCCAAUCGUAUAAGACGGAAGUGUAUAUACUCGUUUAAGACCACUCGUAUAGUCCACUUUAUAUAUACAGUUUCGUUCCCCUCGAGGCACGUCCCUCGGGACUCGGUCUUUUAAUUUUCAAACGGAAACGGUCCCUGUCCUGCAAAUGUAUCAAUAUAUAUAUAUACAUACAUACAUUCGUACUUACGAGCAUAGUUCGAAUACGAUAUUAUAGCUCUGGUGCAAAAAUGUUCGAAAUUCACUAUUCUAAUUUUUUCUUUCCGCAAUAUCGUUUGGGCGAAUAAAAAAUGUCUCCCGUGAGACGAUCGGAAAAUGUACAUACGUAUAAUAUAUAAUAUGUAUAUGUGUAUUAUAUAUUCAUUACAUUGAACGGGGCAUUCGCAUCGCGCUAUAUUAUGUACAAUGCAUACACGCGCUACGUACGUAGACACGACGACGACGACGACGACGACGACGUUCUGCGUAUACGGCCGCGUAGUUUUAUUUUGUCUCGCAGUCGUAUCGCGCUGCAACAAAAACACCCUAUAUCCAGAUUUUAGUCGGUCCGGAAAAAUAUCAACUUUUACCCCCGCGGACAUUCGCGACAUUUCCGUAACUUUCUAGUAAAAAAAAAAAAACUACGCGUAUAGGCCGGGGCCUAUUUUUGUGUGUAAUACCGAAACAGUUGUGUGUAGUACGAAAUCGCAAAAACGCGUACGGGAGUGUUACAAAAAAAUAUUUCUAAACUGUGUUUUGUUGUUAUAGUAUUUUUAUGUUUAUUAUUUAACAAAUUUAAAAUAAGAAUAUCAAAGAUAUUUGAUCAAAUACACAGUAGUUUAAAAUUUGUUAUUUAUUAUUAUGAUGUUUUAAAACUUUUUAUCUCAAUGCUUGUUAGAAUUAGUUUGCCGACUUCGAAUAAUGAAUUAAACCCAGAGGAACGUUAUUUAAACAAAUAUGUUGAAUGAAUAAUGUAUAAAUAAAGUACAAACUAGAUGAUAUUAUGUAAUAUAUUUUUUUUUUUAAAUUUACUUCUUACAUUACCCAUACAUUUCUCCUUGAUAAAGUUUAAACCUGGAGAUAUUUGUUUAAAAAAAAAUUAUUGUAAACUACUCUAUAAAUGAUAGAAAAAUUAGUGAAAUAACUGUGUUUAAAGGUAUGGAUGCAAAUUUUAUUUUGUGACCGUGGAUUUACGGUCUAAACUAAAAAGUGUGUAAUACGAAAUAUUAAAAAAAAAAUAAGCCUCGGUAUAGACGCGGUGUAGAUACACUCGACUCGGCUCCUUCGUGUCUUAUAUAUAGGACGCGUACGACUGAUACGACUGGUGUUUACAUCCAAUCGCAUACGAGAACCGCGCGUUAUAACGUUGAAUCCUCCGCGAACAACAAAAAGUUAAAAACGACAUUUUAUUAUCGCACAAGUUCGCGCCGUUUUGCGUAUUCCGAUAGGUAUGAUGUAUUAUAAUGACUAGAUUUAAACUCGGGUGUCUCCGGAAAUUCGUAAUACUCGACCACGACGAAACAAUCAAAAGGUGAAAUUAUUAUAAUUAAUAUAUAUUACCGAUGUUAGAACAAUACCUGUACAGCAUUAAUUUAAAUCGCAUGACGCAUUAUUUCGAUUUUGUAGAAUAAUGUGUAAUAAACCGAAACGGUUUCGAUUUGAAUUUUGUAUUUUUUAUUUAUCUAUACUCAUUUGAUUUCCAGAAAAAGCAAGUACGUCUUCGAAUCUAUUGGAAUGUUUAUCGAUAAUCACGAAAAUAUUAAUGGGCAUUGCUCAUUCUGUAUACACGUUUGUCCAAUUGAUAUUUACAACUAUAUAUCCAGUUGAAAAAUCGCUGAAAAAUAACGUCAUACUCGUGAGUAUAUACAAAUUUCAAAAACUACGUGUAUACAUGUGUACAGGGUCUUCCGAAUUUCAUGUUGCAGUCAAAAUUUCAAUGAAAUACUUAUUUUUAUUUUAUUUCUUUUUCUCGUGACAUUUAUGUAGUUUUUUGGAAUAAAAUCAUACGCUAAAAUUUGUUGAAAUUUGUGAAAUCACCAACUAUUUUUGAUUUUUAAAUAGCAAUCUAUAUUAAUUAUUCAAUAAAUAUAUGAAGUUUUAGUAAAAAAAAUACAUUUUAGUGUUGAUAUAUUUAAUUUCCGCCAAUUUUAGAAUAUAAAUUAUUUCAAAAAAUGUAUACAUAAAUCAUUUUUUUUUUUUUAAAUAAGUAUUAUACGAGAAAUUUAAUUGUAACAUAAAAUUCUAAAGACUAAUAUAAUAUACUCGCAAUAUUGUUGAACGGUGAACUAUUUGUCUUUUCAAAGCACAGGCUCUGCAGUGGUUAAAAUUUGAUAAAUUAGCUAUUUUUUUUUUUUUCAUUAAAUAUAUUAAUUUCAUUGAUUCUAUGCAACGUUUCUUGAAAUUUCAAUACAUAUUUUUAUAUUAACACCGUAUCAUAUCGUACGAAAUAUUCUUUAACCCCGAAAUGAUAUUUUUUUUUUUUUUUUUAUGCGAUACAAAUUUUCGCAAACCAGCUCAUUGACUGACCGAUCAUUGAGGGAUAACUCGCCCCGCAAUUAGAGCUACACAACAUAGUCUCGUGUGUUGUAAGUCGUGCGCUUAUUGACGUUUUACAAGUGCUUUUUUUUGUGAAUUCUAGGAGCAUUUAAAUCCGGUCUCUAUUUAUAACAAUUAAGUCCGGUUUCUAAAAUAACGUAACAUCCGGGCGCGUUGCAGGUAACGGGAGCCGGUCGGGGACUGGGCCGGGAGAUGAGCAUGCAACUGGCCAAAGAGGGCGCUAAAUUAAUUUGCGUGGACAUAAACGCGGACGGCGUCAAGGAGACGGCGGACGCGAUCAACGACGGCUGGGCGGGCCAGGGCGCGGUGGCCGACUAUUAUACGACCAACGUGGCCGAACCGAGUGAGGCGAACGAGCUGGCCAGGGCCGUGGAAGAGAAAUGGGGCCGGGUGGACGUGCUGAUCAACAACGCGGGGAUCGUGGCCAGCGCUCCGAUAAUGGACGCCACCGACGAACAGAUCCGGCGCAUGGUCGACGUCAACCUGGUGUCUCACUUUUGGGUGAGUGUACCGGUAUGGUUAUAUUGUCUGCCUAGAGCCAACGUCCGAUUUCCAACGAGAUUGAGUAAUUAUCGGAUUUAUAUUUAUUGCGCACGUCAUAUUGGAUUCAGGAAGACAGGUAUUACUUGUUUUAAUUGAACGCAUUACGAAUAAUAAAACCGUUAAAAAUACGGAAUGCUGUUGGCUGUCCGAAAACGACGGUUAGAUAAUGUUACCUUUAAUCGUGCCGGUAACGCAGACUAAUGAUAACAGAUUUAACAAAAACCUAAGAAAUUCAGCGUUGAUAAUUAAGCAUUAUUUUAUUAUCUAUGGAAAUCGAGUGAGUAAAAUUGUUUAGAUUCUGAGUGGAGCGAAGAAGUUUACGGUUUUACAGAGAUGUUUAUUUUUAUUUUUUUUCGUUCUGUGUACAACUUCUCUAUCAGAGAUCUUGCUCCGAUUUUUAUGUGUAGCGCCUUUCCUGAACGGAAAUCGGUGUGGAUAGGUACUUUAAGAAGAUCAUUUUUCGAUUUCAUCAAGAAUUUCCUCAUCAAAUGUAAAAAUCGAAAACUGAGAAAAAACGGAAAAAUGUACGAAUAUUAGUAUCAUAUCUGUAUACUAUUUACAUAUUAGUAAAAUAUUACAAUUUUUUUCUUCUGUAGACAACUUUUCUACUAGCAAUUUUGCUCCAAUUUAUAGUAAUAACAAUUUUUCUAAAAGGAAAUUUCACUGGGGAGGUACUUUUGAGAGGUAAUUUUUCAAUUUUCUCAGUAUUCCUAGCAAAUGUGAAAAACUGGGGAAAAAACAUAGGAAAACAAGGAAAAUCGGUACAACAUUUAAAUAUUAUUAAAGAAAAUAUAUAAAGCCUGUUUAAUUAUUUUACUACAAUAUGCCAUACAUAUUGUUGACAAAGCAUCACUAUCAACUGAACUUCUCUCAGAAUCGUUUUUUCGUAAGCAAUUGUUUAUUGUUGCUCACAGGUACAUUACAUAUAAUAUAACAGUAGCUGCAUCCGUCCCCAUUAUCCUAGAACGUCUUUUUAAGGAUGAACACACAGCUAACAUAAAAGUUGACCGCUUAUUCUGCAGCUCGAUCUGGCGGUGACUACAAAACCAGACUCGUUUUUAUUCAACGGCAUCUAGGUUUUUGGUAUCGUGACAAUACGUUAUACACAGAACGUUAAUUCUAUACUAUUCCCUUGUGUUCACUACAUUACGAUAUCAAGUUUAUAUGCUGUUCGACGGUCAGGGGCGUGUACAAGAGGCGUAUACAAUGGGGGGGGGCAAUAGGGGCGAUCGCCUUCAUCACCUAAAAACUACAAUCAGAUAUUCUUACAAUAACCGAUAUGAAUAAAUUAACUACAAAUAAUAUACUAAAAAAUAUUAUUUAAAAACGCCAAUUCCAAAUAUACAAUAUAUUUUGUACAACAGAUUAUUUUAUACUAUUCUUUAUAAGGUUUUUCUAGCAAUUUAUUAGAAAAAUUAAAUAAAUAUACAUAGAUAAACAGAUUUCCAACAAAAGUAGGCAAUAAGCAAUAAUACACGUAAAACGUGGUUUUGAAUAACCACCUAAUUAUUUUUGCGAUUUUUUUAAAUGUAUUAUAUUAAUUUACAAUGGGAUUUUUUUCCGUACCUUCUUUUCAAUACUUUUAAAGCCAUUUUCUUAAGAUGGCAAUAACUGUAUAUUUUCCUUGGGGCUUUUUUUUCUUUGUCUGGGCUUAUUUUUCCUACGUCGGGGUUAUUUUUCCCCGAGGCUUUAUUAUCCUCGAUUUCUAAUAAUAGUUAUCAAAGUGGGUAGAAAUCUAUUAUUCAAGUUUUAAGCAAGCGAAACGAAAAUUCUGAACUGCCGAUCUAUUUAUAAUCUGUAACACUGCCAUUUUUAGGCAUGAACUUUUAUAACUAAUAAUUUAUAAGUACGAUUAAAGUUCGAAUUUCGCCUCCCCCCCCCCCCUUAGAAGAUGGGCUAAAUACACUCCUGCCGACGGUCGUUUAAAUAUCCGUGAGGUCUUGCAUGGUUCAGCCGUCCAAUUAGCCGUAUGGUGAACAAGUCCACUUUCGAACCUUGACGUUGGUUCUCAAUGUGCGAUCUUGCGUGUUGGGAGUGGUUCAGUGUCAAAUGUGUAAACGGCAGGGGAAAAGGCCGCAACAAGGUUUGUCGGACAUGCCUCCCGCGCUGCCCUCCGCUCUACUCCCCUUAAAUGUUAGGUAUCCCAAAAGCUCUGUGACACGACCCGGGCGUGCCGGGUGGACGAAAUCGUCUUUUCGUCCGGGUUCCCUCGUCACGGCUGCUCCGAACGUGAACUUCCCGAUCACCGAAGAACUUUUGCAGUCUUUUUCAAAAUUCAUUGUCGGAUUUAGCAGACGGAUUUUUCAAUAUUCGAAAUCGCUCGAAAAUGCAUAUAUAUUUAUACGUGUUGCAUACAUAGCGUUUCGUUACACGCCGUCCUUCGUUUCCUAUAUUAUUACAAAACAAUAGACGCGGGAACGUUUAGAAAUAUGAAAAUGCGGAUAUUUGUCUGCGGCGGGACCAUAUUAGAUUGGUGUGGGCGCGCGCGCGGGCGUUAUUAUUAUUAAAGGUAGUCGAACGCGGUGAAUAAAUAAAAAAAAAAAAAAAAACGUAGGUAGGCAUACGUACAUGUAUACUUGCUCGGGGAUACAUUAAAUUUACAUUUCCAAAACGGAACGCGUGACGUCCAGAGAACGCGCGGCGUAACUAUUUUUCGGCGCCGCGGUGUUUUCCGUACCGAGAGUCCCGCGGCCGCCGUAAAAGAGAAGAAAUAGAAAGAAAAAAAAAAAAAAAAAAAAAAAAAUAAUAAAUAAAUAUAAAUAAAAACGUACCCGCAGGAAUACGGCGGAAAUAAGAGCCCGCGAAACGGAUACCGGGUUGUAUUGUACGCAACACACAUUUACGCCGCGAAAACAAAACCGCUAUGAUAUACACCGUGUACGCUGUUGCGCGGUGUUUAAAUCCCAACGGCCGCGUUCGGGAAAACGCCCGCUCCUCGCGCUCCUCCGCGGCGAAACCGCACACGCGAGUCACGGCGUCGCCCGUAAAACCGUAUGCGUAACGUAAAUAUACGGGCUCCCGGCCGGCCGUAAUUUCGAACGCGCACAAUAUGCACGGCGACACCCGCGUGCGUUACACCUGUGCGCGCGCGCGCGCGCGCGGUAUUAUACAGGUGCGAGGGCCGUAAGACGGGGAAAAAAAAACGGCGCCGUCGGUGCGUAUUAACGUUUUCCCCGACGAGCGCCGGUAUAAAGUUAAAAAAAAAAAAACAAUGAAAAACGACACGACUACGGGGAAGACGGGGAGUAUAGGAAAAAAAAAAUAAAUAAAACGAUUAAUUACGGAGUUUCCUGUUACUAUUUAAACGCGUUUACACCGCACGCCCGCGCCUUUUCCCGACAAUAUUAUAACGCCGUCGCGGGUGUCCGCGUAAUAGUAAUUUUUUGCGGGCCCUUACGUUUCGGGAGCGAAACCCCAACAGACACCGACCAACUUUUGAUUUUCGAAUUGCACGCUGUAUUAAAAGUUCCACAAAUGGAUGGAGUAUUUAUUAGUCGAAAUAAAUUUCGGUGUUGACACUUUCGAUUUCUGUCAACCCGUUGACGAGAUAUUUCACUUUUGAGUUUGGGUUGGGGCACAAUGGCGGUUAAUGUUGACACGCCGUGCGCCGUACCGUCACACAAAUGAUAAUGCGUCACUCUCCUCCAACCGCAAAUUAAAAGUGAAAUAUCUCGUCAACGGAUUGACGGAAAUCAAAAAUGUCACCAAUAAAAUGUAUUUUAAUAAUACUCCAUUUAUCUAUGGAAUUUUUAAUAUACGUUUGCCAGUUGAUAAUCAACGGUAGAUAGUGGUUUUGCCCCUUAUAAAUAAGGGUGACAUAAAAUAACACGCGUUUAAAAUUGUAGAACAGCUUGUUUCUUAAAUGUUCUGGAAAAUAAAUUCCGGAAAAAGUUAACAGUUUCCGAGAUAAUGACUACCUUAUGAUAGAUUGAUCACUCCGUAUAAUAUUAUACAUUACCGUAUGCCUAACCUGAACUACAUGGUGAUUCGUUUAACGUAAAACUCUCGUUAAUUCGCUUAGUGUUGUAUUUAGUUGAAAACUGCGAGUUUAUUUUUUUAGAUUCCGAGCGUAACGAGGGAGCUAUUGGUUUUACAAUGCUGUUUAUUUCUUUCUUCCAUUUUUUCUUCUAGUCUGUGGACGCGCUUUUUCAUAAGUAAACUUGCUCCGAUGCAUAAGCACUCUUUCCGAAAGCUCAAGUUGUUUAGAGAAGUCCGGUACAAUAUUAAACAAAUAUUAUUAACAAAAAAUACAUAAUGCAUAUGUAAUUAUUUUAUCAUAAUAUGACAUAUAUAUAUAUUGUUGACAAAGCAACACUAUCAAAUAAACUCCGCCCAGAAUCGUUUUUUCGUAAACAACGGUUUAUCGUUGCUUACAGAUAUCUAUUGAAUUUCCCCUCUUCUACCUUCCCAACUUCUCACCUACCACGGUAUCCAACCCACGUGUCAAGUAUGUCCGUUAUUUUAGAUUCCAUGCAUAGCGAGGGAACUAUUGGUUUUACAAUGCUGUUCAUUUUUUUUUCUCUGUUCUAGUCUAUGGACACGUUUUUUCCUAGUAAACUUGCUACUAUGAUUUCGACGCCAUUUUAUAAAUAAAAGCACUUAAGUGGGAAAAAACUAUUUUAUUAUUUUAUAAAAACACAGACGACGUUUUCAACCAGGAAAAAUAAUUUAAUCGAAAAAUUACAAAAUACCUUUUUUAUUGCCAUUUCGAUUUACUUUCUUACAGUAUCAUCGCUAAAACUUUUGAGCGAAAAAAAUUAAGGCACUUCAAAUUAUGUAUUACUAAACUGCACUCGGAAUUGUCUUUCGUCAAGCAAUGGUUUAUCGUUGCUUACAGAUAUAAAUGAAAUAACCUUAUGUAUCCUACUUUCCCAAUUUCUCACCUACAACAGUGGCCGUUGUCCCAUCACUAGUAUCAACUCGAUUUUUUUUUUUUGCUUAUCUAUCCGUUUCUAUGAAAACAAAUAGUGUAAAUUAGGCACUACGUAGAUGGAGCUCAAUAUAACGUUCGUGUAAUAACUGAACGCAUUCGAAUGCCCUUCAAUUGAAUGAAUAUUUAUAAAUGUUACACUAUAUUUAUUAUGUAUCCGGGACUCGAGACAUUUAAAAUCCACAAAAAAGCGCUUAAAAACGUCAAAAGAGCCUUGAACAUUUUUUUUUUUUUUUUUCAUAAAUAAAAAUUACUAAAAGAUUCACUGGAGUUUCACUCUCCCCCCCAACCAAUUUAAACCAAUUUAACUCAUCAAAUGCAAUAUUCUAGAACUAUAAAAUGACUAACAUAAAUUUAUUUUUAUAAUACUUACAAUUUUAUUUAAAAACUUGGGUUAAUCAAUAUUCCUAAUCGGAGAAAGUUUACUAAGAAAAAACUUGUCCACAGACUAGAAGAAAAAAAAGAAAGAGUGAAAGAAAUAAACAGCAUUGUAAAAUAAAUAGCUCCCACGCUACGCUAGGAAUCUAAAACCUAAUUUUAUGAACACUAACUUCACAACUUCCCACCAACAACAACGUCACGCAUCAGCAAUGUCAGACCUUUUAGAUUCCAAGGGAGCUUUGGUUUUACAAUACUGUUUUCUUUUUCUUUGUUCUAGUCUGUGGACACGUUUUUAUUUUCAAAUAAACUUGCACCGAUUUUUACGUGUAGCAACUUUUCUGAAAUCUCAAGUUGUCUGAAUUGUACCUCAGAGAAGAAAAAAAUUAUCCUACAUCGUACAAGUUGAAAGUUUGAAACCCCAGUACCAACCCAGUCAAAUUUCAUUUCAGGAAAAGCAGACCGAAAUAAAUUUUUUUUAGAAAAGUUGUUCACGGAAAAAAAAAACAUAUCAUUGUAAAACCAAUACAUUCCUCGCUCUGCUCAGAAUCUAAAACAUAACAUUAUGUAUAAACCAUACAAAUUAGUUUUGACUACGAGAAGCAGUAGCAACAUCAAUAAAUGUAAAAUGCCUAUAGAACAAAAAUUUCUGAAAAAUAUUUUAAAUGUUUACAAAAUAAAACAAAUUUCUCAGUAGUAAAUCAAUGAUCCAAAAUGAAAAUAAUAGAAUAAUUAGUUUCGCGGGAUUUCCCGUUCUUUUUACAUUUUUUCUCAGUCUUGCUCCAUUUUUACGAAAACUGCACGGGAUAUUAAAAAACUAACAAAAUUCAAAAUACAACAAAAAAAUCCUUAACGUUUUUGAUAAGAGCUAUAUAUUUCCGUAAAAAUUAAUUUUCACUACGAGUGGCAAGGAACAUGAAAAAAGGGAAGAGUAGGAAAGGACAACAAACGAACAAAAUGAGGAACAAUUACGAAAAAUAAUUUUAGGUACCAGGAGUGCAUGUAGUACGACUUCGUUUGCACCAUUCGGUGUACUGCAAUCCGGGAUGUGUGGCCGGCGGCGGUGGUAGUGUCUAUAUGACAAGCGGAUUUAUAUUUUAUUAAAAAUUUUAAUAUACAUAUACUUGUAAUAAUCUCUAAAAAUAAAAUAUGCAAUAGUGUUUUUAUACCAAUUAAUUCACUUUACAACAAAAUAUGUACUUAUAUGCAAAACAAAUUGAAUAAAUAAUUACAAAAUCAAGAACAGUAUUGAAAUAAUAAAAAAUUAUUUAUUUUUUUUAGAUCAUUUUUUCAAUAUUUUACUUGUAAAUCAAAGAACAAAAGUCACAAAAUAUAAAAAAAAAUACUUGUUCAUUUGAAUAGACAUUGAAUACAAAACGAUACUCGUGAUCACAACAUGUGAUAAUUGACGCGGUAACAAAAUAUUAUCGAACUUUAUCGUUCUUUUUACGUUUUUCCUCGGUCUUUUUCAAUCCAUAACAGAACACGAAAUACCAAAACGAUUAGAGAUAUAUUUAUUGUAGAAAACAUAAACUACACAAAUUAGUUUUGACUACGAGUGGUAAAGAGCAACAAAAUGAAGAGUCGGAAAGGAUAGCUGAGUUGCCUGAAAAAUGAUUUUGGGUACCAGGAGUACAUGUGGAACAACGUCGACGCACUACUCUACCGUGGUAGAAAUAUUACGUUAAACUAUCGUACGACGUACCUAAUAAUAGGCUCUUAUUUUUGUUUACAAGAAAUUUUACAAGAAAUCUUACACCGAAGUAUCAAGUAUAGCACUUUUUGGAUGGAAAUCUGACUGGUGUGGUACUUUAGGAAGGUCAUUUUAAAUUUUCCAAAAAAUCGAGAAAAACCGUGAAAAACGGAAAAAUAGAUACAAUAUUAGACAAAUAAUAUCAAAGAAAAUAUAUAAUGCACAUUAUGUAAUUAUUUUACAAUAAUAUGUGACAUAUAUAUUGAUUAUUGACAAAGCUGUUGCUAUUCACAGAACUUCACUCAGAAUCGUUUUACGUUAACAAUGGUUAAUCGUUGCGUACAGAUAUAAGUACAUUAAAUUUUCUUUCUACCUUCCCAACUUCUCAUCUACAACAGUGUCCCACUUGCGAAGUAUGUCCGUCUUUUGUUUUGCUAUUGUUAUUAUUUAAUUUUGAAAAAUCGUAAAGAUCUGAUAUUUUUACCAAAUAUACUUAUAAGACGCGAUGCCUACCAAUAAUUUCCAAACAUUCUGCGGACUUUUGAGCUAUUAACCUUGCUGUUGAGCUUCUCAAAAGUGCUUAAAAGUUUGGUAUAAGGUUCACGUAAAAUUGUUUAGUGAACUAUAGCACUAUACACAUAUUCGUAAUAACGAUUUUAUUUUGUUUACAUAAAAACGUAACCUAAUAAAUUAUUAGGUUAUUAGUUAUAAUUAUAAGUUAUUACUAAGGUCUAAGGUUAGAUUAUUACUUAUUACUAAUAACAGUUAUAACCAAACAACCUAAUCGAUUUUUAUAAUGCAGAUGAUACGCGCAUUUUUGCCGGCUAUGAAGAAACGCAAUGACGGCCACAUUGUGGCCACGUCCUCUGUAGCCGCAUUCACGUGUGCAGCUAAUAUUGUCCCUUACGCAGCCACCAAAUACGGCGUCACAGGUAAAUUAUCCAACGAAAACAUUAUGAUACAGGAAUACAGUUUCCGUUUAAUGAUCUAUUACUUUUUUUUUUUUUUUUUUAUACAUAACUAUUUAUUUAUCACUAAUUAUUUGAAAUAUAGGUCUGAUGGCCAGUCUCAGAGAAGAGCUCAGAUCCGACCCGUCCGUCGCUAACAUAAAGACUACUACCGUCCAUCCGUUCUUUUUGGACUCAUCCCCGAUAAACGUGAAACACUGGGAAGUCAAGUGAGCGUACCUUAAAUUAUACGUUUAAUGACAAACGCAUUUUAAACAAUAUUUUUGUACCCUAUAUUGUACGGAAAUCCGUUUGAAUCGUAAUUAACUUUUGACUUUCUAAAUAGAAAUUUGAUACUCACUACAUGUGAUAGGAUAAUUGUGAACAGUUUUUUUUUUUUUUUUUUUUUUUUUUUGCGAAUGCUUUAGCUGCAUCUGGAGCAGACACGAUGUAUAUCUUUGGUUCCUAAUUAGAAGAGCCUUUUUGAGUUUUUUUAUUUUAAUUUUGUCAAUUGAAAUUUUGGUCUAAAUUGCAUAAGUGUACUUAUGUACCUAGUACAAAAAAUUAUGUAGGUAUGCAUUUAAUAUAUAUUCGUGUACAAAUUUAUGUAUGAGUGAAUAUGUUUUCAAAAUUGAAUUUGCUAUAUUAAAAAUUGAAAACAAAAAUAAUUAAUGUUUUAUCAUUAAUUUUAACCCUUCUUCCCUGGGGAUAAAGAUAUACAGGGCGAUUCAUUAGACAUGCCCACUCCAUUUUAGAUUCUGAAGGUAGCGAAGAAUCUAUUAGUUCUACAAAGAUGUUUAUUUCAUUUUUCUUUUUUUUUUAAAUGUGAACACUUUUUCGACCAGAAAACUCACUCCGAGUACGGUAUACGAUGUAGAGACUUUUCUGAAAAGAAAUUUUCUUGGGAUGGUACUUUAAGGAAUAAUUUUUUGAUUUUCUCGGCAGUUUUUCCAAUAAAACGGAAAAAGUGAAAAAAAAACAGGAAAGUGUACGAUGUAUAUGUAUUAGUAAAAUACUAAUUUUUUACUUUAAAUAUUAAUAUAUAUUUUUUUAUUAUAUAAAUAUUAAUACUUUUUUUUCUGUUCACAACUUUUCUACCAGCAAUUUUGCUCCGAUUUAUAAUAAUACCACUUUUUCUAAAAGGAAAUCUGACUGAAGCGGUUCUAUAGGGAGGUCAAUUUUCAAUUUUCCCAAAAAAUGUGAAAAACUGGGAAAAAAAAUGGAAAACCGGGAAAAACGUAGAAAAACAGGAAAAUCAGUAAAAUAAUAAACAAUUAUUAUUAAAGAAAAUGUACAAUAUCUGUUAUUUAAUUAUUUUAUCAUAUACGUAUAUAUAUAUUGUGGACAAAGCAUCACUAUCAAUUUAACUCCACUCAGAAUCGUUUUUAGUAAGCAAUGAUUUAUCGUUGCAUACAAUUUCAAAUUAAUUUUCCCUUUAUAUCCUAUACCAUUCCAACUUCUCACCAACAACAGCGGUUGCACCCACAUGCGAAAAAUAUGUCAGUCUUUUUUUUAUGAUUCAGAUUUUGAUUUUUGGAAUUUUUAAGUGUAGUUAAAGCCGAUAUUUUCAAGUACUUAGAUUUUUCACAACAUUUAAGGAGUACCUGUGGUGAUACUAGUAUUGGUCCAUAUAUUUAAAAAUAAGUUCACAUUUAAAAAAACAAAGUUAGUAAUUUGGUUUUGCCACUGGAUACACCUUAAAUGUUAUGAAAAAUCUAAGUAUUCGAAAAUAUCGGCUUCAACUACCUACACUUAAAAAUUCCGAAAAUCAUAAUUUGAAUACAUGUAAUACGCAAAAUUUAACCAAAAAAAUGGAUCAUGCACGCUCAAUGAAUCAUCCUAUACAUACAUAUACACGGCCCAUAAGUUAUUUUAUAUUUAGAAUUUUUACCUUGAAUUAUCUAUUUUGUUCGUUCUAAAGGUCCGCCAUGCCAAUAGUGUCUAUACCUCAAGUUGCCAGCGCUGCAAUAAGAGGCAUCAAAAGAGAGUACGCGGUCGUAACGGUCCCAGAAUUAUUAAGAUUUAUUAUGCACGUAGUCUGGUAAGAAAUAAUUAUAAUUUGUAUUUUGAUUUAUGUUAUUUUAAUAAUAACAGGCAAUACCCAUUAUCUAAAAGUUCGAAAUACUGAUAUACCUAUAGGAAUAUUCUUUUCAAACGAUUACCUACAUAAAUAGGUAAACACAAUUACUUCUGGUACUUACUUUCAAUAUUAAAUUUUCUUGUUUAUUAAUUGGACUAUGCGUAGCACGUUCUUAAUUUAAUGUUCAUUAUAAAUAAAAUGAAACAUAAAACAAUUACAUCAUAGCACGCAUAACAAAACAUGAUUGCCAGUUUCCACUAGUUAACUACACUAUGAUUAUGUGUGACAAAAAUGUUCUAGGAGUUUUCAGAUUCAAAAAAUGAAUUUAGAUUUUCCAGCGCCUAAUUUCAUUAACAAAAAAAAAAAUCUGAAUCUAAAAAAAUGAUGUAACACAUUACACCUGUAAAUUUUAAAAUGUUAUAGCUGAAGGAGCUAUAACAUUUUAAAAUUUAAAUCAGUUGUAUUUUCUAUUCGAAACUGUGUUGAAAAGGGAGUUAUCCAAGUGUACACUUCUAUUAUAAGUGUAAUAGAUUAAUAGGUACCUACUGUAAAAUAAGUACUUAUUGGCUAUAGCCUAUUAAUUUAAGGUAUAAUGAUUAAGGGUGUCAAUUUGAACUAAAUCAUAGUAAAAUAAUCACUGUGUAUUUAUUCAAAAUAUGCUUCUUGUUGCAGGAUUUUGCCACAAAAAUCAGCAGACUAUUGGCGAGACACGUUUAGUUCACAGAUUAAUAAAGCUUAAUUUUGUAUAUAAUUUUUAUAUUUGGUGUUUAUUAAAACUUACUAUUAUUUUCCUAUCUAUCUACCUAACAAUAAUCAUUGGGGACAAAACUUAUACUGAUUUGUAUUAUUUAAAUACUUAUGUUUGUAGUUUAUAUUUCUACAUAUUGUCAGUUUUCCAAAAAAGACAAAUUACCAGUACCUACAUUUUUGAAAAAAAAUUCUUUCAAAUCUUUGUAAACAGAAAAAAAAAAUUAUUUUAUA